CGCGUCGCAUAUAUAACGACUCCCACCCGUCUAGGGCAUCGUCCGAACCAGCAGCAGCCGCCGCCACCAGCCCGAGCGCCCUCGUCUCCUACCAAAUCGCCCUAACACCCCAGCUCCGCCGCCGCCGCCAUGGGUAAGGUGCACGGAUCGCUGGCCCGCGCGGGGAAGGUGCGGGGGCAGACGCCCAAGGUGGCGAAACAAGAUAAAAAAAAGAAACCGCGCGGCCGUGCCCACAAGCGCAUGCAGUACAACCGCCGCUUCGUCACUGCCGUCGUCGGCUUCGGCAAGAAGCGCGGCCCCAACUCCUCCGAGAAGUAGAUCUAGACCCCCGGCCAUCUGUUUCAUACGCAUGGCUUCCUGUCCCUUUGGUAUUUUGUUCCCUAGUAGUUCCGUUAUUCCCUAGUAGUUUCGUUCGAGUAAUCAAGUUUUUGGUGCUUUACUGAUAUAAGUUAAAAGACCUAAGCAACCUUCUCUAUUGAUGGUACUGUAAUCUUGUUCAGUAUGAUUGCAUCAUUUGGUUGAGUAGAAGUACAUGACAAUCAGUGUAUCUGAUCAGGUGGUGAUCUUUUUGGUUAUCUGCAAUGUUGUAAAGAUGUCGAGUA
Phragmites australis (common reed) is the source of this 602-nucleotide messenger RNA. Its product is annotated as small ribosomal subunit protein eS30z/eS30y/eS30x. Gene Ontology annotation, cellular component: cytosolic small ribosomal subunit; ribosome. The transcript is spliced from 2 exons. Lineage: Eukaryota; Viridiplantae; Streptophyta; Magnoliopsida; Poales; Poaceae. The record is from RefSeq and is a predicted model, not a curated record. Bases 130 to 318 code for a protein of 62 amino acids. Gene Ontology annotation, biological process: translation. Gene Ontology annotation, molecular function: structural constituent of ribosome.